GGGGCCGGGGAGGGGGGCACUGCUGCCGCGUCAUCGUAGCCCUCUCCCCCAUCCCCUGCGGGCCCCAGCCGGCGGGGGUCGCAGAGCUGACACCGUCUGACUGGGGGGGCCCUGCGGCGCUGGGGGGGGAUCUGGCCCUUUAAGCCUCUCCCCACCCCCACCCCCCUGCGGCGCCGCUCCGGAGCCAGUGCUGAGGUGGCACCUCGGGGAGGCCCCGCGGGCGACCAGGCACGAGUGGGGGCGCCCCUUCAUCAGCUGACAGGCCCGGUCAUUGAGCUGCCAGGGCCCUUGGCCCCUGCCUACUCCCCCUUGGCCCCAGGGGACGCUUGGGUGUCCGGAGCCUUGACCCUGUGCUAGGGAGACAGGCUGGGCAGUGCCACAGGGCACCGGCACCGGAGCGGCGCUGUGAAUGGGCAGGACCGUGCAGAGACCCGAGAUCAGAGCCCUGGGCUUGGGCACAGCCGCCUGUCUGACCGCCUUCCUGUCUUCCCGGCUGUGGGCUGGGUGUCCCCACGGAGGAGCAGGUUCAGGCCAACUGUUUGCUUUGUGCCUUGGGCCCGGGAGCUCGGCCCUCUGACCUUGGGAGCCUGGGGCACACCCCCGGCCGAGAUGAGAGGAUUUGGGGCCAGCUGGGACCUUCGAAGUGGACUUGGGCAGCUCCUUUCCGCUCCUCCGGCCCCCUUCAGCUGGCAGGCUGACGGACAAGCGACUGCAGGACGGAUUUUCUGGCUACUGACCAUUUAGCUGUGGCAUACCCGGAUUGUGUGUAGGUGGGACAUCGACAAUGAGCUCUGUUGCAGUUUUGACCCAGGAGAGCUUUGCAGAGCACCGCAGUGGGCUGGCUCAGCAGCAGAUUAAAGUUGCUGCUUUAAAUUCAGAAGAUGAGAGUGACCCCCCAACUUAUAAAGAUGCCUUCCCUCCACUCCCUGAGAAAUCUUCUUGCUUGGAAGCUGCUCAGGAGCCUGCUGGAGCCUGGGGCAACAAAAUCCGACCCAUUAAAGCCUCCAUCAUCACUCAGGUGUUCCACGUUCCCCUGGAGGAGAGGAAGUACAAGGACAUGAACCAGUUUGGGGAAGGAGAGCAAGCCAAGAUCUGCCUUGAGAUCAUGCAGAGGACCGGUGCUCACCUGGAGUUAUCUCUUGCCAAAGACCAAGGCCUCUCCAUCAUGGUCUCUGGAAAACUGGAAGCGGUCAUGAAGGCUCGGAAGGACAUUGUUGCAAGGCUGCAGACACAGGCUUCAGCAACAGUGGCCAUCCCCAAAGAACAUCAUCGCUUUGUCAUUGGCAAGAAUGGCGAGAAACUCCAGGACUUGGAGCUCAAGACUGCAACCAAGAUCCAGAUUCCUCGCCCAGAGGAUCCCAGCAACCAGAUCAAGAUCACUGGCACCAAGGAAGGCAUCGAGAAGGCCCGACAUGAAGUCCUGCUGAUCUCGGCUGAGCAGGACAAGCGCGCGGUGGAGAGGCUUGAUGUGGAGAAGGUCUUCCACCCUUUCAUCGCGGGGCCCUAUAACAAGCUGGUGGGUGAGAUCAUGCAGGAGACGGGCACGAGAAUCAACAUCCCACCGCCCAGUGUGAACCGCACUGAGAUUGUCUUCACCGGAGAGAAGGAGCAGCUGGCGCAGGCUGUGACCCGCAUCAAGAAAAUUUAUGAGGAGAAGAAAAAGAAGACCACCACCAUCGCAGUGGAGGUGAAGAAGUCUCAGCACAAGUACGUCAUCGGGCCCAAGGGCAACUCCCUGCAGGAGAUUCUGGAGAGAACUGGAGUCUCGGUCGAGAUCCCACCCACGGACAGCAGCUCGGAGACUGUGAUUCUGCGCGGUGAGCCCGAGAAGUUGGGGCAGGCGCUCACCGAAGUCUACGCCAAGGCCAACAGUUUCACAGUUUCCUCUGUCUCUGCUCCAUCUUGGCUUCACCGUUUCAUCAUUGGCAAGAAAGGGCAGAACCUGGCCAAAAUCACUCAGCAGAUGCCAAAGGUUCACAUAGAAUUCACUGAAGGAGAGGAUAAGAUCACACUGGAAGGACCCACUGAGGAUGUGAAUGUGGCUCAAGAACAGAUUGAGAGCAUGGUCAAGGAUCUGAUUAACCGGAUGGAUUACGUUGAGAUCAACAUUGACCACAAAUUUCACAGACAUCUGAUUGGAAAGAAUGGUGCCAACAUAAAUAGAAUCAAAGAUCAGUACAAGGUCUCUGUGAGAAUCCCUCCUGAUAAUGAAAAAAGCAAUUUGAUCCGAAUCGAGGGGGACCCUCAGGGCGUCCAACAGGCCAAGAAAGAGCUGCUGGAACUCGCGUCCCGCAUGGAAAAUGAACGUACCAAGGACUUAAUCAUUGAGCAGAGAUUUCAUCGAACAAUCAUUGGGCAGAAAGGCGAACGAAUCCGUGAAAUUCGUGAUAAAUUCCCAGAGGUUAUCAUCAAUUUUCCAGACCCAGCCCAAAAAAGUGACAUCGUACAACUCAGAGGCCCCAAGAAUGAGGUGGAGAAAUGCACCAAAUACAUGCAGAAGAUGGUGGCAGAGUUGGUUGAAAAUAGCUAUUCCAUUUCUGUUCCAAUCUUCAAACAGUUCCACAAGAACAUCAUUGGAAAAGGAGGGGCAAACAUCAAAAAGAUCCGUGAAGAAAGCAACACCAAGAUUGACCUGCCAGCAGAAAAUAGUAACUCGGAGACCAUUGUCAUCACAGGCAAGAGAGCCAAUUGUGAAGUUGCUCGAAGCCGGAUCCUUUCCAUUCAGAAAGACCUGGCCAACAUUACAGAAGUGGAGGUGUCCAUUCCAUCCAAGCUUCAUAACUCCCUCAUUGGCACCAAAGGCCGCUUGAUCCGUUCCAUCAUGGAGGAGUGUGGGGGGGUGCACAUUCACUUUCCCACAGAAGGCUCAGGCAUCGACACCGUGGUCAUCAGGGGCCCCGCCCCAGACGUGGAGAAAGCCAAACGACAACUGCUACACCUGGCGGAAGAAAAGCAAACCAAGAGUCACACGGUGGAUCUCCGUGCCAAACCAGAGUAUCACAAAUUCCUCAUUGGCAAAGGGGGCGGGAAUAUCCGCAAGGUUCGGGACAACACCGGGGCCCGAAUCAUUUUCCCCACUUCGGAGGACAAGGAUCAAGAGCUGAUAACUAUCAUUGGGACGGAGGAAGCUGUUAGAGAGGCUCAGAAGGAGCUGGAGACACUCAUUAAAAACCUGGAUAAUGUGGUAGAAGACUGCAUGCUGGUGGACCCUCGGCAUCACCGCCAUUUUGUCAUCCGAAGAGGCCAGGUCUUACGGGAGAUUGCUGAAGAGUAUGGGGGUGUGAUGGUUAGCUUCCCACGUUCUGGUACCCAGAGCGAUAAAGUUACACUCAAAGGAGCCAAAGAUUGUGUGGAAGCAGCCAAGAAAAGGAUCCAGGAAAUCAUUGAGGAUUUGGAGGCACAAGUGACAAUGGAGUGUGCCAUUCCCCAAAAGUACCAUCGCUCCAUCAUGGGCCCCAAAGGCUCCCGAAUCCAGCAGAUCACCCGUGACUAUGGUGUCCAGAUUAAGUUUCCUGACCGGGAGGAGAACCCAGCUCCUGUCACUGAGUCAGUUGUCCAAGAAAAUGGGGAAGAAAUUGGGGAGGGGAAGUACAUCAAAGAGGCUGACCCCGGCUCUCCAAGGAAGUGUGACAUCAUUAUCAUUUCGGGUCGCAAAGAGAAGUGCGAGGCUGCCAAGGAAGCUCUUGAGGCGCUGGUUCCCGUCACCAUCGAGGUCGAGGUGCCCUUCGAUCUCCAUCGCUACAUCAUCGGGCAGAAAGGAAGCGGCAUUCGAAAGAUGAUGGAUGAGUUUGAGGUGAAUAUCCAAGUGCCGGCCCCCGAGCUGCAGUCGGACAUCAUCGCCAUCACCGGCCUCGUCGCCAACCUGGACCGGGCCAAGGCUGGCCUCCUGGAGCGAGUGAGGGAGCUGCAGGCUGAGCAGGAGGACCGGGCUUUGAGAAGCUUUAAGCUGAAUGUCACUGUAGAUCCUAAAUAUCACCCUAAAAUCAUUGGGAGGAAGGGGGCAGUGAUCACCCAGAUUCGGCUGGAACACGAAGUGAACAUCCAGUUUCCCGACAAGGAUGAUGAGAACCAGGCACAGGACCAAAUCACCAUCACAGGGUACGAAAAGAACACGGAAGCCGCUCGUGAUGCCAUCAUGAAGAUUGUGGCGGAACUUGAACAAAUGGUCUCGGAGGACGUCUCGCUGGACCACCGUGUCCAUGCCCGUAUCAUUGGCGCCCGGGGCAAGGCCAUCCGUAAAAUCAUGGAUGAGUUCAAAGUAGACAUCCGUUUCCCACAGAGCGGAGCCCCUGACCCUAACUGUGUGACUGUGACUGGACUUCCUGAUAACGUCGAGGAAGCCAUCGACCACAUCCUCAACCUGGAGGAGGAAUACCUGGCGGAUGUGGUGGACACUGAGGCUAUGCAGGCGUACAUGAAGCCCCCUGCCCACGAAGAGGCCAAAGCUCCGUCCAAGGGCUUUGUGGUGAGGGACGCUCCCUGGGCAGCAGGCGGCAGCGAGAAGGCUCCCGACAUGAGCAGCUCUGAAGAUUUUCCAAGCUUUGGGGCUCAGGUAGCCCCCAAGACUCUCCCAUGGGGCCCCAAACGAUAAUGAUCAGAAAGGAGAACCAUCUCCAGCUGCCGACCUGAACGUACCCACCACAAAAUACUGUGUCUUAAUCCGACCCAGCGGCUGGAUCCUAUGUAAAUUGUGUGUCCCCCUCCCGCCCUGCUCUCCCCUCCCCGUGCGCCCGCCCCUCAGAGGUCUCCUAGUGAAGCCUGGAGUGCUGGCUGGCUCCGAGGGCCGCGCCUGCCCGGGGGCCGGCCCGCCGGUUCAUGACCUUCUUGAGCAUCCAGUGUGCACUCAGGAUCUGUUCCUUGACAUCUCCGCUCUGGGACAGGCUUUCCACUGUUUUAAACACUAAAAACACGAGUGAGAUGCUUCGUAAUAAAGUAACCGAGACUUUCUAAGCUUCCUGGUCCAAUCAGCAUGUCAUUAAGCACUCUGACCUUCAUUAUGAGAUCUCCCCACUGUGGCGAGGAGUCUACUUCCUGUGUCAUGACCUCAGGAAAUAAAUUUCCUUGACUUUCUAAAAGCCAAAAUGUUUGCCCUCUUCCUUCCCCUCCCCCUGCCCCUUUGGGUUCGCUCUCGGCGGUGUUUUAUCCCGGGCCGUCGGCCUUGGCACAGGACGGAGGAGGAGAGAACCAGGAGAGAGCCAGCUGCGCCUGAAGUCGCCCCACCACGGCGGCCGCCUCCCCUUUGCUCUUCCCUUCCCGAGUCCGCCCAUCUCGGUGACAGUAUUACUGGGCCGGCCCUCGCUGGGGGGCGGCGUUUGCCUUAGGAGGCGCCCUGGCGGGGGGCCGGAGGGAGAGGCGGGGGGCCCGCGGGGAUGGCCGUUAGGAGGGGCUUCCUUUCCCUUCCUGCCUCUGUCCGUCCCCUCAAAGCGCAGACACGAUUUACGGACGAUUGCCUUCUUUCUACCUCAGAAGCCGGCCUCGACUCGCUCUCGAGUUCGUCCUCCCUUUUGGCCGGAGUGCUCCACUCGGCACCCCACGAGGCCGGCCCGUCGAGGGGACCUGGCUCGUGGGCGGCUGGGGGUGGCUCUGGAGCCAUUCGUUAGCUCCCCGCGGGCCAGAGAGCUCAGGCAGAAGGGGGCCUGGGGGCGCAUCUUCCUCUCCUCGGCCGGAGCGCGGCUUCUCCGAGCCCUCCUCGCCAAGCCUCGUCAUCUCGGGGCGGGAGGCGGCCUGCCCUCCCUCCGCGGGCCCCGUCCCAGGCCCCUGGAGUCCGGGGGCGCCCUCGCCAAGUUCCGGGGACGCUUGCCCGGGCCUCCCCACAGGCUCUGAAACAGCCCGACCUGGAGCUGCUCCCACCGGGUUCCCUGUUAGUCAGAGGCGGCUCAAGUCCCCCUAUGGGUAGGGGAGGCGGGUUCAGCCGGCCCCCCAAAGGCUGAACUGAAUGGUGGGGGCGGGCGGACUGGGAUCUUCCAGGAAAUGGUGUCUGUCUCCCCUUUUCUCCUCUGCCCCCCGGUUCUUGUCACAGCCCUCCGGACCCGCCUUGCGGUCCUGUGGCGGAAGCUUUUGCACACGUCCUUUCACAGCUGAAUGUCUUAGAUGCAAGUAACCGGCCGUCAGGCCCCCCCCCUCCCCGCCCCCCCCCACCCCCCUCCGCAAUAAAGGUCAGAACAUGAUUGUCCUCGUGCUCGUCUCCUCGUGCUCGCACCCUGGGCAGGGCAGCGUCCGUCCAUCCGUCCGUCGGUCCCAUUUCUCGUUUUUCAUGUCUUCCAUAGCCCGUGUUUCCAUGGCAACGAUCCCUUGGCCUUAACUCUGGAAUUUGGAGAUUAUAUGCAAACGUGUAAAAAGGCUCAUGAAUAUGGAUGACGGUGGAAUUUUAUAAAUUCUAAAAUAAAACCUGAAACCGUU
Monodelphis domestica (gray short-tailed opossum) is the source of this 6399-nucleotide messenger RNA. Lineage: Eukaryota; Metazoa; Chordata; Mammalia; Didelphimorphia; Didelphidae. The record is from RefSeq and is a predicted model, not a curated record.